Molecule: messenger RNA, 945 nt
Organism: Rhodofomes roseus
Lineage: Eukaryota; Fungi; Basidiomycota; Agaricomycetes; Polyporales; Fomitopsidaceae
Exons: 5
Coding region: 238-867 (209 amino acids)
Source: RefSeq, a predicted model, not a curated record
GUGUUAUUCUGAGUCCCUGUAGUGAUCCGACCAUGAUAUAGUCUACAUGGUGAUGAGAAUUACUGGAGAAAUGAGUCGUCGCUUGCUGGUGCAGUUGAGUCCACCGCAGAACGGUUCUCCCUCGACCCGCCCGUCGAGACUACGGCCGAGCAACCCAGAGUAGCACCAGCCGCGCGAAACGAAACCCUCGAGACCACUGCUAGCGCAGGACAACUUGUGACCACAAGAGCAUUAACAAUGGUGCCCGCUCGCCUAAAUCAAGGAAACCUCGGAUCUACCUCCGAAGAAACCCCAGUUGCUGGGAGUUCGAUGGAUCUAGGUACUUUUUACCUCUUCAACGGGACUGGGCAAACGACUCAUGGUCUGUCUCACAACAGGAGCCAGGCUAGUCGGUACAGACCUUAUAGGUUGCGGCGCGAACGCACUCCGGAUCUGGAAAAGCUUCUUAGCGAUGUACACGCGGAGCUAUGUCGCAGAGCGGAUGAAAGGACUUCAGCCGCGUCGACCAGCUAUAUCCUACCGGGCAGAGGAGGCACGCUAAGAGCAUUUGACGAUGCUCUACAAAUCCCGGUGUCGCAGGGCACUUCGCUCUUCCACUGCCCGCUCGACCAGUCUUGUCAAAUCCUCGUCUCUGAUCUCAAGCAACAUCAAAAGGAGUUUCAUGAGAACCAGGAGUUCUCAGAAUGUUUAUGGCGUCACCCCACGGGUUAUCGUUGCCACAAGUUAUUACGAAGCCUGGAAGCGCUUGUCAAGCACGUAGGACAAGUCCACCUGCGGCUUACGGCCUGCAGCUGCAGAAAAUGCGGCCGCAAGCUGUCUCGCUCGGACGCACUGAGCCGGCACGAGCAAAAGUGCCGUGGCUUGUAGUCUGGAGGGUAUGUAUGCACCCUGGUCAAUUGUAACAAAGAUGGUGCGUUCACGACAAUACUUGCAGAUUUUCAAUUU